AUGGCGAAGUACGCAAUCACUCCUUGGCGCCAUCAAAAGGACCUGCUGGAGGUGCGUCGACAGCUAUACGGAGAGUCCGAUCGCAGACAUGCUGUUGAUCGGGUAAUGGCUUGGAAGCUGCGAGGCAAUCUGCCCCAUGCAGUCGAGUCGACAGCGCUCUUGGUGGAUGCAAUUCUGCAUCAUGGUAUAGAAGGGACCUCGAUUUUCAGUGUCAGAGCAGUUUACAGCGCGGCAUUCUCACGAUUUGUGACGGGCUUCUGUGACAUCGGACGCCAUAAAGAACGAUUGUUAGAGCCUAGCAGUAUGCUUGACAUCGCAAAACAAAUUGGUAUGCCGCCAGCAUUUGUUGCUCUGAGACACGAAGCAACACAUGAGGAACACCCGGCCAUUCAGCGACUAGUCAAGGCUACACAAGAAGCAUUGGAUUGGCUCUGGAAUGUGUAUUGGAGUCGUCUUGAAGAACCUGAGUCUGAUGCUGCACUUGCUUCGUCACUGCCUAAAUUAAGAAGUCGGGCCAAAGAGUUCUUCAAGAGCUGGCGAAGUUCACGGCGGGAUGCUGUACGCACUAGAAAUCAGCGCCAGCAAGCGGAAGAUGUACAAUCUGCAUCCAAAGCAUGCAUUCAUCUAAUCAAGGACAAUGGUGAUAGUUCUAUCGCCCCAAGGACUCGGGCUGUGGCGGAUGUGCUUAUUGAAGAUGGACUUUUGCUACCCUCCAAACGAGAGUUGGGAUCAUCAUUGAAUGGAGCAUUCUUGAUUUGGGAAGCCUUGCUCCGAGAUAUCGUCAAACAGCAAAAGUCAUUCCUUAACGCGCUGGUGGAAUGUUCAUUGUCAAGCAUCGACCAGGGCACCUCAAGGCCACAGGACGAUGCGCGAGUUGAAGGCAUAUGUUUGUGGCUGCUACACAUGCUAGACUUUGCUCAGACGGAGGCGCAGCAG
Molecule: messenger RNA, 936 nt
Organism: Pseudocercospora fijiensis CIRAD86
Lineage: Eukaryota; Fungi; Ascomycota; Dothideomycetes; Mycosphaerellales; Mycosphaerellaceae
Exons: 2
Biological process (GO): maturation of LSU-rRNA; maturation of 5.8S rRNA
Cellular component (GO): preribosome, large subunit precursor; Las1 complex
Molecular function (GO): endonuclease activity
Source: RefSeq, a predicted model, not a curated record